AAAAUCAUCCACCUUAGAUCCCAAUUCCAACCCUUCGUUAACCCAAGAACAUUCCAGAACCACUUCACCUUCCCCAACAACAGCCAGAACUCUCUCGUCUCCUCUUCUUCCUUCGCCUAUUAAUCUCCCCUUUUUCCAGAUUUCUUUUCACUCUCCCAAAACCCUUUCUUUUUCUCUCUCCUCCCAAAUUAUCUUUCUCUCUCUUCAAUGGCAGACGAAGCUAAAGCAAAGGGUAACGCCGCCUUCUCUUCCGGCAACUAUGCCGACGCAAUUAAACACUUUUCCGACGCUAUUUCUCUCGCCCCCAUAAAUCAUGUCCUCUACUCUAAUCGAUCCGCCGCCCACGCUUCCCUCGGAAACUUUUCCGACGCUUUAACCGACGCCCAGAAAACCGUCGACCUAAAACCUGAUUGGCCUAAGGGUUACAGUCGUUUGGGUGCUGCGUAUAUAGGUCUGCAUAAUUUUUCCGACGCUAUUUCUGCUUACAAAAAGGGUCUUGAAUUCGACCCAAAUAACGAAGCCCUUAAAUCUGGGCUUUCCGACGCUCAAUCCGCGGCUUCUCGCGGUGCCCGGCCCAGUAGCUCCUCUGCUUCUCCUUUUGGGGAUGCUUUUUCUGGGCCGGAGAUGUGGGCCAAGCUAACUGCGGAUCCGGGUACUCGUGGGUAUUUGCAGCAGCCUGAUUUUGUGAAGAUGAUGCAGGAAAUCCAGAAGAAUCCGAAUAACUUGAAUAUGUACUUGAAGGAUCAAAGGGUUAUGCAAGCUCUUGGGGUUUUGUUGAAUAUUAAGAUGAUGAGUGGUAAUGGGCCUGAGGAUAUGGAGGUUCAGCCCGAGGAGCCCGCUGUUGAGAGAGAAUUUAAGAUGCCUGAGACUAAACCUGAGCCAAAGCCGGAGCCGAAACCGGAACCCGAACCCGAGCCGAUGGUGGAGGAGGAUGAAGAAGAGAGGGAGAAGAAGGAGAAUAAGGGGUUGGCUCAGAAGGAGAAAGAAGCUGGGAAUGCAGCUUAUAAGAAGAAGGAAUUUGAGAAAGCAAUUGAACAUUAUAGUAAGGCUAUUGAAUUGGAUGAUGAGGAUAUAUCUUUCUUGACUAAUAGGGCUGCUGUUUAUCUUGAGAUGGGCAAGUAUGAUGAGUGUAUCAAGGACUGUGACCAAGCUGUUGAAAGAGGUAGGGAGCUUCGAUCAGACUACAAAAUGGUUGCCAGGGCCUUGACCAGGAAAGGAACUGCUUUGGCGAAAAUUGCAAAGACUUCAAAGGACUAUGACCUUGCUAUUGAAGCUUUCCACAAAGCUUUGACAGAGCACCGUAAUCCUGACACUCUGAAGAAGCUGAAUGAUGCUGAAAAAGCAAAGAAAGAUUUGGAGCAGCAAGAGUAUUUUGAUCCUAAUAUAGCUGAUGAAGAACGUGAAAAAGGUAAUGAGUACUUCAAGGAGCAGAAAUAUCCCGAAGCUGUGAAGCAUUACACAGAAGCUAUCAAGAGGAACCCUAAAGAUGCGAAAGCUUACAGCAACCGAGCUGCAAGUUACACUAAAUUGGGGGCAAUGCCAGAAGCAUUGAAAGAUGCAGAAAAGUGCAUCGAGCUUGAUCCUUCCUUUGUUAAGGGGUACACUAGAAAGGGAGCUGUUCAGUUCUUCAUGAAGGAAUAUGAGAAGGCAUUAGAAACUUACCAGGAAGGAUUAAAACUCAAGCCAAACAACCAGGAAUUGUUGGAUGGCGUGAGAAGAUGUGUACAACAAAUUAAUAAAGCAAGCCGUGGGGAUUUGACUCCUGAAGAACUCAAAGAGAGACAGGCUAAGGGAAUGCAGGACCCAGAAAUCCAGAACAUCCUCACUGAUCCUGUUAUGAGACAGGUUUUGAUAGACUUCCAGGAGAAUCCCAAGGCAGCACAAGAUCAUAUGAAGAAUCCAAUGGUGAUGAGUAAGAUCCAAAAGUUGGUCAGUGCUGGAAUUGUUCAAGUUAGAUGAUAGCUAUGUAAUAAGUUGAUCCUAUUUUAGAAACAGUGAUAAGUUGAUCUAUUCUUAGUAACAGUGACACAACUUUGGCAUUUGAUGUUUUUGGCACUACCCCAACUAUGUAAUAUUCUGGAUUGGUGGAUCAAUCUAGUUUAAUUCUUGUUGAAAUUUUGAACUUUUUUUUAUGGAAGUAUUUGUGUUUAUCGUCUUUGAUUAUUGA
Molecule: messenger RNA, 2167 nt
Organism: Chenopodium quinoa (quinoa)
Lineage: Eukaryota; Viridiplantae; Streptophyta; Magnoliopsida; Caryophyllales; Amaranthaceae
Product: hsp70-Hsp90 organizing protein 2-like
Exons: 7
Coding region: 208-1959 (583 amino acids)
Molecular function (GO): Hsp90 protein binding
Source: RefSeq, a predicted model, not a curated record